AUGAACAAAUUAAUUGAAAUUAAAGAUUUCAGUACAAUUUGUCGUAUUUGUUUAUUUAUUAAUGAUAAAAUGCUUUCAAUUACAACAUUAGAAAUAAUAAAUAUGCUUGAAGCGUGUGCUUCAAUCGAAGUAUUAAAGGGCAAUAAUUAUCAAAAAAGCAUCGAAGAAAAAUUACCCCAACAAAUUUGUGAUAAAUGCUAUUUACAAUUAAAAAAUGCAUACGAAUUCCAAGCGCAAUGUCGAAAUUCAAUAAAAACUCUUUAUAAUAUUCUCUUGAAACAUAACCCGCACACACCAAUGAGUUCCAACGAAGAAUUUAAUGGUACGAGUGUUCAAAUAUUAGAAAAUGUUUGUAACUCUUUAACAAGUUUAGAAAAUUUCGAUAACAUACCAAAUUCACCACAAUCAACUUUAGAAUUCUAUGACGAUGAUGAAAACUCGAAAUCAUCUUCGAAUAGUAUUAAAUUAGAGAAUGGAGAAUUUCAUGAAGAAGAGGAAAUUAAAGAAAAUGAAACAAAUCCAUCCCGACAAAAAUCGGUUGCGGAUUUACUAAUAAAAAAAUAUAAUAUCUACGGAUUAACAUGUAAUAUUUGUCAGAAGGAUUUAAGUAAUCGAUUCUCAAUGUUACGCCACAUGGAAGUACACGAUCAAAAUCGAUCCUUAAAAUAUCAUUGUAAGACUUGUAACAAAGGAUUCUAUGCAGCGGAAAAUUUAAAAAAACAUGAGAUUCGUCAUUUAGGUAAAACAAAGUACCAAUGUGAUAAAUGUCCGAAGCGAUUUUAUGUGUUAAGUGCUUUGGGGGUGCAUUGUAAGUCUAGUCACAAAGCGAAACCAAUCACUUGCACUCAAUGCUCUCAACAAUUCUAUCAUCAAUUACAAAUCGAACAACACAUGCAAACUCAUGAAGAGAAGAAAUUUGUUUGUGAAGAUUGUGGAAAAAUUUUCCCAACACGUAAUCGUUUAACAAAACAUAAAAAAAUCCAUUCGGAUGAACGACCCUACAAAUGUCCAAUAUGUACGAGAGGUUUUAAACAGAAAUUCGAUUUAACAAAUCACGUUAAAUAUCGUCAUGAAGAAUCCGAUCGUCGUGAAAUAUGUAAUAUUUGUGGGAAAUUAUUACAUCCGGGUAGUUUACGUGCACACUUAGAGACACAUAAUACGGAUACAAUUUACAAGUGUGAACAAUGUGGUAAGAUUUAUGCGAAUCGAAUUAUUUUAGGUAAACAUAUUAAUCAAAAACAUAAAAUGAUUGAUUUAAUGAAGAAAUAUUUAUGUAAAGUAUGUAAUAAAGCGUUGGAAAGUGAUGAGAAUCUUAAACGGCAUAUGUUAGUUGUGCAUGCGCGUUAUAAACGUAAAGAAUGUCAUAUUUGUGGUAAAACGUAUAAAUCGAAAAAGGGUUUAAAUGUACAUAUACAAAGUGCACAUAUGGAUGUAAGGCCACAUUUAUGUCAGACAUGUAAUAAGGCAUUUCAUACAAAAGCACGUUUACAGAAUCAUAUGAGAUCUCAUACCGGGGAACGGCCGUUUUCGUGUUCAAUAUGUGGUAAGGCGUUUGGAUUUAAACAAGUGUUAAAAACACAUAUGAACAUUCAUUCAAAAUAAUUGGGAAUUUUAUUUAAUUUGCGAAAAGCUUAGUAGAGGAUUUAAU
This is a messenger RNA of Chrysoperla carnea, 1648 nucleotides long. Its product is annotated as zinc finger protein OZF-like. Lineage: Eukaryota; Metazoa; Arthropoda; Insecta; Neuroptera; Chrysopidae. Gene Ontology annotation, cellular component: nucleus. Gene Ontology annotation, molecular function: zinc ion binding; RNA polymerase II transcription regulatory region sequence-specific DNA binding; DNA-binding transcription factor activity, RNA polymerase II-specific. The transcript has 2 exons. Gene Ontology annotation, biological process: regulation of transcription by RNA polymerase II. Bases 1 to 1602 code for a protein of 533 amino acids. The record is from RefSeq and is a predicted model, not a curated record.